Messenger RNA from Thalassophryne amazonica, 1316 nucleotides. It is a transcript of the gene rraga, whose product is annotated as Ras-related GTP binding A. Gene Ontology annotation, molecular function: GTPase activity; GTP binding. The record is from RefSeq and is a predicted model, not a curated record. Gene Ontology annotation, cellular component: Gtr1-Gtr2 GTPase complex; lysosome; nucleus. The transcript is spliced from 10 exons. Gene Ontology annotation, biological process: regulation of autophagy; cellular response to amino acid stimulus; cellular response to starvation. The coding region runs from base 241 to 1188 and encodes 315 amino acids. NCBI's taxonomy places the organism in Eukaryota, Metazoa, Chordata, Actinopteri, Batrachoidiformes, Batrachoididae.
AAAAGCUGUCGUGCACAUUUUUGUUGUCAUGUGACUGCAGCGUGAACAGGAAGCAGCUGAUCUUUUGCUGCUUUCUUCUGCUUUCACGCUCUAUUUCUAAAACAAAACAAGCACAAAGUAUAAGUAGCUGCUCUGUCCGGGUGCAGCUGAAGGAGAAGAACCAGAGCUGCUGCAGACACUGACAGAAGUCACCUGACCUGCAGCUCAGAGGAAUAGUUUUCAUUGUGCCUGCUAAGGGGGAUGUCAAGCACAGCAAUGAAGAAAAAGGUGUUACUGAUGGGGAAAAGUGGGUCUGGAAAGACCAGUAUGAGAUCAAUCAUUUUUGCCAACUACAUAGCUCGAGACACACGGCGCCUUGGAGCGACCAUUGAUGUGGAACACUCCCAUGUACGGUUUCUUGGCAAUCUGGUGCUAAACCUAUGGGACUGUGGAGGACAGGACACUUUCAUGGAGAACUACUUCACCAGCCAGCGGGACAACAUUUUUCGAAACGUAGAGGUGCUAAUUUACGUGUUUGACGUUGAGAGUCGUGAGCUUGAGAAAGAUAUGCAUUACUACCAGUCGUGUUUGGAGGCCAUCCUACAGAACUCAGCCGAUGCCAAAGUGUUUUGCCUCGUGCACAAAAUGGAUCUGGUGCAGGAAGACCAGAGAGAUUUGAUCUUUAAAGAACGUGAAGAGGAUUUGAAGAGACUGUCUCGGCCUUUGGCCUGCACGUGCUUCAGGACAUCAAUCUGGGAUGAAACUCUCUAUAAGGCCUGGUCUAGCAUCGUGUAUCAGCUCAUCCCCAACGUACAGCAGCUGGAGACAAACCUGAGAAAUUUUGCGCAGAUCAUAGAGGCGGAUGAAGUUCUUCUGUUUGAAAGAGCCACUUUCUUGGUGAUUUCUCACUAUCAGUGCAAAGAGCAGCGUGAUGCUCACCGAUUUGAGAAAAUCAGCAACAUCAUCAAACAGUUCAAACUCAGCUGCAGUAAACUUGCAGCCUCCUUCCAGAGCAUGGAAGUAAGGAACUCCAACUUUGCAGCCUUUAUUGAUGUCUUCACCUCCAACACAUAUGUUAUGGUCAUCAUGUCUGACCCGUCCAUUCCCUCUGCAGCCACACUCAUCAAUAUCCGCAAUGCUAGGAAACACUUUGAGAAGUUGGAGCGGGUGGAUGGCCCCAAGAACAGCCUGCACAUGCGAAUGCGUUAACCAUAUACGUCUGUUAUCACAGCAGGAUCAUUAACUCAGCCAAUCAGUCAUCGGACUGCAGAUUUCACGUUGCAGCACUGUGUUGUUUUUCUUUGUGUCCACAUUUGAUUAAAGUUACAAUUGAAAAU